UGACAUCUUUCCCCCUUCCCUUCACUCCCCUUCAGUCUCUCCCUUUCUUCUCCGUCAACCCCCCUGUCCUCGGUUUCUCAUAAUUGGGCCUUGCGCUGUCCUUACCCACUCCUACACCAUUCCAUCACUAAUCGCCGAUUUUCUAAAAGUACACCUGUAAUCUUGUUCCCCGGGAAAAUGAGUUCCAGCAAGGAUCCACAAUCUCAAAUCCCCGCCAACAGCAAAGGCUCUUGGUCGAGUUUCCUCAAGUCUAUUGCCUCUUUCAACGGCGACCUGUCUUCCUUGACCGCUCCACCUUUCAUCCUCUCCUCUACCUCCCUGGUGGAAUAUUCCGCCUACUGGGCCGAACAUCCGAGUCUGUUCGUGGCCCCGGCCCAGGAACCAGAUCCCGAGAAGAGAGCCCUGGCUGUCUUGAAAUGGUUCCUCAGCACUCUGCACCAACAGUACUGCAGCCGCAGUGAGAAGCUGGGCAGCGAGAAGAAGCCCCUGAACCCCUUCCUGGGUGAGCUUUUCAUCGGAAAAUGGAUUGGCGACGCCAACGUGGGCGAUACCUCCUUGAUCAGUGAGCAAGUCAGCCACCACCCUCCCGCCACCGCCUACGCUAUCACGAACGAGAAGCACGGUGUCGAGCUUCAAGGAUACAACGCACAGAAAGCGUCCUUUUCCAGCACCAUCCAAAUCAAGCAGAUCGGACACGCGCUCUUGACCAUCACCCCGCCGUCUGCAGAUAAGAACGACCCUGCCCAGCAAGAACAGUAUCUCAUCACCCUCCCUCAUCUGCACAUUGAAUCCUUGAUCUACGGCACACCCUUUGUCGAGUUGGAGAAGACGACGAAGAUUGUCAGCAGCACGGGCUACGUGGCCAAGAUCGAUUACUCCGGCAAGGGAUGGCUGAGCGGGAAGAAGAAUACGUUCACUGCGAGCUUGUUCAAGGAAAGUGAGGGCGAGAAGAAGCCCCUUUACACGGCCGAAGGCCAAUGGUCGGAGAAAUUCACCAUUCGGAAUGCCCGCACUAAGGAGGAGGUCGACAAGCAUGUGGUGAAGGACGCCAAGACCACUCCUCUUCAGCUGGCCCCUGUCGAUCAACAGGACCUCUACGAGAGCCGACGUGCCUGGAGCGAUGUGGCUGCUUCGAUUGAACGCGGUGACAUGGAUUCCGUGUCCGCGCACAAGGGUCGCAUUGAAAAUGCCCAGCGCGAGCUUCGCAAGGUUGAGAAGUCAGAAGGCCGCGAAUGGCCUCGGCGAUUCUUCAAGCGUAUCAACGAGGGUGAGGAUGAUGACCGGUUCAAGAGCCUCGCCCAGACGAUCGGUCUUACGUCCCUCGAAAGUGACAAGACCGGUGGAGUAUGGCGCUUCGACCGCGAACGCGCUGUCGGUGCCCAACCGCCUUACCACCCCGUUGGUCCCGAAGGUCUCGGGCUUACCAACUGAAUAGAGUAAAUAUGGGUACCUUUCGAAUUUACAGUGGGGAAGGGGGUUUGUAUAGGUUUCACUAAUCCACAUGGUAACUAGUUAUUGGGUAGAACGCCCGCAGUCCAAAGAGCUGCGGCUAUAGAAAGUCUCGUGAUCAGGGAUGGGAUGGGACGGUGAUUUUGGAUCUUGUUUUCUCGUCGCAAAUCUUGCUUCCUGUAUAUAGAAUCAUCAAUAUAGUGUCUCCGAAUUGGAUGUUUCCACCAGCC
Aspergillus steynii IBT 23096 is the source of this 1679-nucleotide messenger RNA. Its product is annotated as OSBP family protein. The transcript has 4 exons. Gene Ontology annotation, cellular component: membrane; intracellular membrane-bounded organelle; cytosol. Gene Ontology annotation, molecular function: oxysterol binding. The coding region runs from base 178 to 1431 and encodes 417 amino acids. Lineage: Eukaryota; Fungi; Ascomycota; Eurotiomycetes; Eurotiales; Aspergillaceae. The record is from RefSeq and is a predicted model, not a curated record. Gene Ontology annotation, biological process: exocytosis; endocytosis; maintenance of cell polarity.